Molecule: messenger RNA, 1516 nt
Organism: Diatraea saccharalis (sugarcane borer)
Lineage: Eukaryota; Metazoa; Arthropoda; Insecta; Lepidoptera; Crambidae
Source: the annotation of a GenBank genome assembly
GGUGGAUCGAUUGUUAGGUCAACGCAGUUUACUGAAAUAUCUAACGAUUUGUUGAGGAACAACUGUUAAUGUUUACAAAUGUUUGUUGAUGCUGUACAACAACAACUUGUAACGAUUUUAAUGUGAUGGAGUGGUCUAAAGACAAAACUUUGAAGUUGAUUGAGCUUUUACAAUUGAAUGCUAGUCUUUGGAAUCCUUCUUUAUGCGAAACUCGUAGAGACAAACAAAAAAGAAAGGAAGAACUGCGAACUAUAUCCGAUAUUUUGGGCAUAUCAGUACCUGAUACCACAAAAAAGAUUCAGCAUUUGCGAACACAGUACAACAGAGAGUCUGCAAGAGAAGCUCGUGCUUUAGCCGAAGAUCCUAACGACAGAUAUAUCAGCAAUUGGUAUGCUUUCGAAUAUUUGCACUUUAUGAAGGAUUCCAGCAAACCAUAUCGUGUGCUAACUCAGGAACUUGCUGCUGACACAAGUAAUGUAUCAACACAUUCUGAAAAUUCGAUUGGUGAAUGUAAACUUGACAGUUUAUCACCACCACAUAAAAUAAGUAGAACAGAUUCUGUGAAUUCUCUUAAAGUGUAUCCAAUUCCAAAUCUACCGAGAAACAGAGACGAGUUUGCAGUGUUUGGGGAAUACAUUGCUAAUGAAUUAAGAUCUUUAAAAGGGGAGAAAAAUUUAUUAGUUGCAAAGAAAAAGAUACAAGAUGUGAUAUUUGAAGUUAAGAUGGGCAUGAUCUGUGAUACAAAGACCGAACCAAAUUCUUCUUGUACAGUGUACACUCACUCAACCCAACCUCUCAACACAAAUCCGAUGCAUGGUGGUAACCCAUAUACAACCCCAGUAAUGAGUACAACUACACACAUUGAACCUUUGCCAUCUCAUAACCCACCUACUUCUGGCAUUAGUGAAAUAAUCAUUAAUAGUGCUUGCCACUAUUCAAAUUUCAAAGUAGACAGUCAAUAGCAUUAACUUCCACCUCCUAAUAGGGAAGUGGAUAUAAUUUAAAGAAUUUUGUAUAAUCUACUUUUUUAAUCAUUAUUCAUUAGGAAUAUAUUAUUCAGUAUAGCACUGUGAAUGCAGAAUUUGAUCAAAAAUAAUAAAUAAAUGUUAUUAAAUUCUGCUUUUGCAGUUCACUUUAGCCGUCUUUAUAAAUUUUGUACAUAAUAAUAUAUGUAACUAUUUUAAUCAACAAAAAAAAUAUUUAUUGUUGGUUUUAAAGUCAAGUUGAAAUGUAAUUCCAAUUCACUUUUAAGGUGGUUAGACUGUAAUACCUUUUUUAAUUUACUUACUCCAAUAAUAGAUAUAUGUGAAAUAAUAAAAUUCUGUACCAAGAUAUAAAGCUUUGCAAGCUGGUAAUUUUGUAUUAGUAUUAUAUUAUCUUGUGUGUAUUAUAAAGUAGGAAAAUUAUAUUUUAAGAUGCUUUACAAUAUCAUUGUGCUUGACAUAAAAUUAUAAUAUUUGUUGUUUGAUCUCAACUCAAAACACUGAUUUCCAUUUGAAAAUAAAUCUUUUUGAAG